Messenger RNA from Umbelopsis ramanniana AG, 1476 nucleotides. RefSeq lists its product as uncharacterized. The record is from RefSeq and is a predicted model, not a curated record. The transcript has 3 exons. Gene Ontology annotation, biological process: amino acid transmembrane export from vacuole. The annotation marks the transcript as partial. NCBI's taxonomy places the organism in Eukaryota, Fungi, Mucoromycota, Umbelopsidomycetes, Umbelopsidales, Umbelopsidaceae.
AACUAUGAGCAACCAGCAGCUACCAAGGGAGAACUUUGGGGUUAUUACCUCUACUAUAACGGUGAUAACGGAUUCACCAUGAACAGUUAUAUGCCAAACAUCCUUCAAUCUCUGGCGUAUAAGGGUGGUUUUUACUUGGAUACCCCCGAUGUCAGAGGAUGUGAUCCCAGCAACACUGACAAAGUCUGUUACGUCCCAUGGUCUGGCGGCCCUAUUCCAGUUGCUUCCAUGAGUUUGUAUAUCCAGGCCAUUGCCUUCUCUAUUCAAUUUGUCCUAUUCACUACCUUUGGAUCACUUGGUGAUUAUGGUCGAUGGAACAGAUGGAUCCUGCUUGGUGCCACUAUCGUCGGCUGUUUCACUCAAAUCAUUCCUAUCGUUUGGGUCAACAACGAUGGUAGUCAAUGGAAUGGUAUGAUGGGUAUUAUGUGUAUUGCUUGGAUUUCUUAUGGUGCCUCUUUGGUCUUCUAUGCCGCGGCUUUCCCUCUUUUGUCUGACAACUUGCCUGUUGUACGUCAAGCUCGAUUUGAUCCCAAUGUUUCACGAGAAGAAUAUGUUCUUGUAGCUGAGAAAUGGAGAAACAACGUUAGUGCCAUCUCCACUACUUUUUCCAACGUUGGUUUCUUGAUCGUUACUGCUGUUCUUUCUGGUGCUUCCUUUGCACCUUGGGAGAACUAUACUUUCGAUGAUGGCACCGCUCACGUUCUUGGUAACGUUCCUCUUUUCAACUAUAUCUCCACCGUCGUUUGUGGUGGUUUCUGGGUUAUCAACGCUAUUCCAUACUUCAUCUGGGUCCCUGCUCGCCGUGGUGGACCUCCUCUUCCCGCAGAUAAGCACCACUUGACCAUUGGAUGGAAAAACAUCAUUGGUGCUCUCAGAGAGGCUAGAAAACUUCGCUACCUCUUUAUGUAUAUUAUCGCCUACUUCCUGUUUUCCGACGCUGUCAACACCCUCAACUCUAUGAUCGGUAUCACCCAAGGUCAGAUCACCAGCUUUAACGCCCAACAAGUUACCAUUCUCAAUCUUGUCUCGGCUGUCUGCUCUAUCAUUGGUUGCAUGGCUUUCCUUUGGAUCCAACGCUACUUCAAGAUCAGAACCAAGACCAACCUUUUGAUCAUCAUCGGAUUGACAGCUGUCAUUCCCAUCUGGGGAAGCAUUGGUAUUGGAACCACCAACUUCGGUAUUCACAACACUUGGGAAUUGUGGAUCUUCUAUGUCUGGUCAGGUCUUUUCACCGCCCCUAUCUGGGCUUGGCAACAGACUAUGCUUGCAGAAUUGGUUCCCAAGGGUAGAGAGAACCUGUUCUUCGGUCUCUUUGGUGUUGUUAAUAAGGCUUCUUCAUGGAUUGGACCUGUCGUUAUUGGCGCCAUUACUGCAACCACUUCAAACCUCUGGAAAGGCUGGCCCUUCGUCCUUGCAUUGUUCAUUAUCUCCGUUGUCAUCAUUUGGUUUAUUGAUGUUGACCAGGCCAAGGAAGAC